Amphiprion ocellaris (clown anemonefish) is the source of this 1934-nucleotide messenger RNA. RefSeq names its product MYC proto-oncogene, bHLH transcription factor a (gene myca). NCBI's taxonomy places the organism in Eukaryota, Metazoa, Chordata, Actinopteri, Pomacentridae. Gene Ontology annotation, molecular function: DNA-binding transcription factor activity, RNA polymerase II-specific; protein dimerization activity; RNA polymerase II cis-regulatory region sequence-specific DNA binding. Bases 209 to 1537 code for a protein of 442 amino acids. Gene Ontology annotation, biological process: positive regulation of cell population proliferation; regulation of transcription by RNA polymerase II. The transcript is spliced from 4 exons. The record is from RefSeq and is a predicted model, not a curated record.
GUCCUCGCCCUCCACCACCAGCUCGUUGGACAUCUCGCUGUUUUUCUGUGGCAGACCAGAGAGCAAUAAAAAAACAUUCUGUGAGCUGGAAUUGCCAAAGAUUAAUGAAGCGAAUCCCAAACUUCAGGAAGAACACAGUCUGCAGAGAUCCAGGAAGAGGAAGUGUUGAUAAGGUGGGGGAGUGGCCUGUUAGAGUCUCUCUGGGACCAUGCAGCCAUCUCAGCUUCACCAUAAGGAGAGAACCAGCGCAGACGUCAUGCCGCUGAAUUCAAGUUUGCCGAGUAAAAACUACGACUACGAGUACGACUCUCUGCAGCCGUAUUUCUACUACGAUAAUGAGGAGGAGGAUUUCUACCCGCAGCAGCUUCAGCCUCCGGCACCGAGCGAAGACAUCUGGAAGAAAUUUGAACUGCUGCCGACCCCUCCCCUCUCCCCGAGCCGCCGGCCGUCCCUGUCCAGCCUCUUCCCCUCCACCGCCGAUCAGCUGGAGAUGGUGACCGAGUUCCUGGGCGACGACGUGGUCAACCAGAGCAUCAUCUGCGACGCCGACUACUCGCAGACCUUCCUCAAGUCCAUCAUCAUCCAGGACUGCAUGUGGAGCAGCUUCUCCGCCGCCGCCAAGCUGGAGAAGGUGGUGUCCGAGCGGCUCGCCUCCCUCAACGCGGCGAGGAAGGAGCCGGCGGCCGGUGACGGCUCGGACCCCGCCGGUGCCGCCGCCGCCGCAGCUCCGUGGAGACUGAACAGCAGCUACCUGCAAGACCUCAACACGUCCGCGUCGGAGUGCAUCGAUCCGUCUGUGGUUUUCCCUUACCCCAUCGCCGAGACGCCCAAGCAGAGCUCAGGGUCGCCGCCUAGUAAGGAUCUGAGGCUGGACACGCCGCCCAACAGCGGCAGCAGCAGCAGCAGUUGUAGUGACUCAGAAGACGAGGAUGGAGACGAUGACGAGGAGGACCAGGAGGAGGAGGACGAGGAGGAGAUCGACGUGGUGACGGUGGAGAAGAGGCAGGCGGUGAAGCGGUGCGACCCCAGCCCGCCGGAGAACAGGCAUCCCAGCCCGCUGGUGCUGAAAAGGUGCCACGUCUCCACCCACCAGCACAACUACGCCGCCCAUCCAUCCAUGAGGCACGAGCAGCCGGCUGUCAAGAGGCUGAAGCUGGAGAGCAGCGGUGGAGCGGCGACGGCAGGAGGAGGCAGCGGCGGCCACAGCAGGGUCCUCAAGCAGAUCAGCAGCAACCGCAAGUGUUCGAGCCCCCGGACGUCGGACACGGAGGACUAUGACAAGAGAAGGACUCAUAAUGUUCUGGAGCGCCAGAGGAGGAACGAGCUCAAGCUGAGCUUCUUCGCCCUGAGGGACGAGAUCCCAGAGGUGGCCAACAACGAGAAGGCGGCCAAAGUGGUGAUCCUGAAGAAGGCCACGGAGUGCAUUUACAGCAUGCAGACGGACGAACAGAGACUCCUCUCACUCAAAGAGCAGCUGAGGAGGAAAAGUGAACUUUUAAAGCAGAGACUCGCACAGCUGCAGAGCUCUCGCGCUUAAAGUUUGAAUCAUAGACUUUGUUUUUGGCCUUUUUUGUUGUUUUUUUUAUGCAAGUUCAAGACUUUAGGGUGUACAGUUGUUGUUGCAUGUAAAUGCAAAAAAUGGAUUAAGUUGUUUGGAAUCUUGCUUGAUUUCCAUGUUGAAACUGCCUCAACUGAAGUUAUGGUUGGAUUAAAUAUUUAAAAGUUUAUUUUUAUUAAUAAAAUGUUAAAAAUGGGGCUAUCCUGUUGUGGGCCCACACUAAAAUAUAAAUUUUUAUGUUUUGUAUAUAAUUAAUAUUUCCUAAGAAAAUGUAUUUUUGGAUCUCAAUUGUCUGGAUGUUCAGACCCAGUGUUUGUUUUUUCCAUUAUGUUCCUAGAUUCUUUUUGAAAUAUAAAAAAAAAUGUUUCUUCUUGAA